This is a messenger RNA of Paramecium tetraurelia, 1119 nucleotides long. RefSeq lists its product as uncharacterized. The record is from RefSeq and is a predicted model, not a curated record. The transcript is spliced from 2 exons. Lineage: Eukaryota; Ciliophora; Oligohymenophorea; Peniculida; Parameciidae.
AUGAAUUAAAUUGAAACCAACAAUUUAACUUUGAAUUCAGAGUGUCUUUAACAGGUUUUGAGUUACAUUCCAAUCAAUCAAAGACUAAAAAUGAGAGAAUUAAAUUCCUUUUUUGAUUAAGCUGUUUGCUCAACAUCAUUCCCUUUGCUUAUGGAUUUAAUAUAGGAUGAAAAUUUUAAGCCAAAAGAAGUGAACAACCUGUUAUCCAAGUUCGUCAAACCAUAAUAAAUUAUAUUUCCAAACCUUAAUGCACGAGAGUUGUAGGAGCUUGUGAUUCCAAAGGAUCUGUCAGAUUUAAUAAAAUUUGAUUCCUAUUUAAUCACUGAUGUUCCAUUGGAAUACAUUGAAAAAGUAGUGUCUGCUUCUCCAAAAUUAAGAUCAUUUGGAUUCAAAAACAGAAAUACUGAUGAUUUGAGCAAUGUCACAAAGUCUUUAUCAAAGUUAUCUAUUUGCGAACUCAAGGUUGGAGAAUGGAAUUAAUAAGUCAAGGAAAUCGUUAUUUAAUAAGCAGAUCACUUAAAAAGCAUUACAAUAGAAAAAGGAAAUAAUGAAGUACUCAGAGAUUUGAUUGCGUUGUAUAACUCAAUGAAACAUUCGAGCGUUAGUAAUAAAGAAGAAUAAUUAAAAUCGGAGUAAAGUGAGUUUUCGAAUAAAUUAAAUCUUUAAGAGAUAAGGUUUACAUAAUUUGAAAGUUCAUCCAAUUAACAUGAGAGUCUAGAGGUAUUUGAAGAAUUACUUAAUUAAUACCACUUGAAGUCUUUCCAUUUUGGGAUAAUCCAAGGAGAAUAUCAAGAAUAAUGUAUAUUGUUAUAAGAGAACUUUUUCCAACAUCUCAAAGAAAUUCAAGAAUUGCAAUUUGGGUUUAAGGAUUAAAGUUUAUUGAUGAAGGUGAAGCUAAAGAAAAUAGAAAGCUUAAGAUUAUCAGGGUUUAAAUUCGUAAAGGAGAAUUUCUAAUGGUUAAUGAAACAGGCUAAACUAUUUAAUAGGAUUGAUUUGAGGGAAUGUACCUUUGAUUUUGCAUUUACAGAUAGCAUAGAGAAGGUGGAAUAACAUGAUACUAUGGUGGAUGUUUAUGUAAGGAAGAUUAUCAUAUUGUAAGGUUAAUACGAAAAUUAAUGA